This is a messenger RNA of Coccinella septempunctata (seven-spotted ladybird), 4408 nucleotides long. RefSeq names its product poly(A) RNA polymerase gld-2 homolog A-like. The transcript is spliced from 6 exons. The coding region runs from base 369 to 2105 and encodes 578 amino acids. Gene Ontology annotation, molecular function: poly(A) RNA polymerase activity. Gene Ontology annotation, cellular component: cytosol. NCBI's taxonomy places the organism in Eukaryota, Metazoa, Arthropoda, Insecta, Coleoptera, Coccinellidae. The record is from RefSeq and is a predicted model, not a curated record.
AAAUGCAAGUACUUAACUCCCUCGCGCAAGCGUUUGAGUUUUCUAGCGGUGCAAGAAUUGGUCUUUAGUUUUGAUUUGGUCUUGAAUAAUUCGUUUGAAAAAGUGGCAACCACAUAAUGGCAUUUGACUGAACGAUAAUAUUUCUUUAAUUGGAUUCUAGAAGGGAGGAUUCCCCCAUUUAAAAUUAUCCACAAGUGGUUCGCAGUUUUGGUGAGCUGAAUUAUCAUAACCUACAAUAAAAACGUCAAUUUUUUUAUGUUGAACAUAAAUGAGAUGAAUAAAAAAGCCGGUAGAUGUUGAAUGGUUCAAGAUAGUGAAAAAAUUAGCAUUUGUUAUUGGACACUCAAGUAAAUAAGGACGAGGAAGAGAUGUCUGUUGAAACCCCUGUAUCGCAAAAUAUAAGCGCAAUCAAUGAAAAAUUGGCCUACGAUGCUUUGUCUCCGAAGUUUCACAUGCCAAAUUUUGAUAAUUACCGAGACCACGACAGUUAUCAUGGGUUGAACAAUAACUUUUCAAAAGAAAUAAACCUGUCACCUUUAGAUGUCAACUUUCAGAACACUCAAAUUUUCACUGUCCCCAUAAACGUUCUGCCACCUCCACCCCACAAAAUUGUCCAUUAUCAAAAUAAUAUAAUACUCAAGAAACUAGACAGUAAGUACGGUGGUAAGAACAAAGACAUCAGGUCUGAUGUGAGAGCAGUAUCACCAAAGGGGUAUGAGAGUGAUGAGAGCGGAAGAUCUUCUCUCUAUUCAAAGUGCAUCCAGCAGGCAAAUAAAACUAGUGAUAAGUCUAACAAACCUAACCCAAAGACUGAUGGUAAAAAUGGAAAAAAUGAUCAGUUUUCAACAGGAAAAUACAACUGUCACUCCCCCAAAGUUUACCAGCCUAACUAUUAUGAUCAACCUAGUGGAAAUACUAAUUUGAGAAACAAACGGUACUACACGAACAGUUCCUUACGGUCGAAGCAGAACACAUACAAAAAUUAUUCGGUAGACAACAUAACGCGUCGGGUUUAUGGACUUAUGGAGCGCUUCAAAUCCAGGGCGUACCUCAUGAGGAUCGACCCAAAUCCCGAGAUGCUGUUGAACGGGGGCUCUUCAGAUCAUCUCAGUCAGGCUAUAUGGGAUGUGUUCCUCAGUAAGGCGCAGAAGGAAAGCACCUACAUCAACAAACUGGAGACAUGGAAGACGAUAUUUCUAUCGAUAAAGAAUUGUCUCGACAGUUACGGUUUAUUCAUAGUCGGCUCAACGAUGUCUGGAUUCGGGCUGGAAACCAGCGAUAUAGACAUGUGUCUAUUAACCAAGCCUUUCGUCAACGAUCCAAGGAUAGAUGCUCUCACUCAUUUGGACCACGUCAGGAACCUCCUGGUUAAUGAUGGAAUCGUCAAAGACGUCGAGCUCAUAGUGGCGAAAGUUCCCAUCCUGAAGUUCAAGGACCUGGCGACUGGUUUCGAGAUCGAUCUCAACUGCAACAACGGCAUCGGAAUCCACAACACCCAUCUGCUUCACUGCUACGCGCGUCUGGACUGGCGCGUCAGGGCCAUGGUCGUCAUCGUCAAGGUGUGGGCUCAGGCCAAUAACAUCAACGACGCCAAAAACAUGACCAUAUCCAGUUACUCCCUGGCCCUGAUGGUCAUCAAUUAUCUUCAAUGUGGGGUCACUCCUCCGGUCCUCCCUUGUCUGCACGGCCUCGUCCCGGAGAUAUUCAACUCGUCGGUGGAGACGAGCACAGACGUCCAGGAGGACAUAGACUUCAUCAGGGACUUCAAGUCGGACAACAUCAACUGCAUCGGCGACCUUCUGAUCGGUUUCCUCAAUUACUAUUCCCACUUCAACUUCGCCGAAUUCGCUAUAUCGGUGAGGACGGGCAGUAGAUUGCCCAUCGACGAGUGCAGAUACCAGAAAUCGCCGAAGAACGACGUCAACCAGUGGAAGUACCUCUGCAUCGAGGAACCCUUCAACCUGUCCAACACGGCCAGGUCGGUGUUCGACGUGGACAAGUUCAAGUUCAUCAAGGACGUCUUCAUGUACUCGUACUGCGAACUGUCGAGGACGAAGAACCUCAACAUGAUCCUACCGGUGCAUUUUCCCGCAAACCAAAGAUGAUUCUCGUAGUGCUCGAACCAAAGAACCUUUUGUGCGUAUGAAGACAUUCUAUUUUUCUGUGACGCAACCUUCAUGUGUUAUGGAGCCCACGAAACCAGUACUUAGACCAUUGUCGACAAGUUCCUUUAUUCGUGUUAUUACGUUUCGCAAAGUCAGAAUGACAAAAGGGGUACGCAGGUUUUCUUCGUGCGUUUUUACCAUUCUUUUUCAUCACAUUCCGUGGUCCUGGAUUCAUCGGCGGCCUCGAACGGCCUCUAAAUUCUCGUAUGUAAUGUAUAUAAAAUUCGUGAAGUGUGAAUUCCAACGAGAAAACCUCAUCAGACAGUGGGGCGAUUUACCUGAAAGUAUUAUUUUUCCCGAAAAAUGGUAAAAUCUCCACGUAUUCACAAACGAAACGUUCGAUACUGAAAAUUUGUGAUGUUUUUUAUGUGUUCAGAUAUAUAUUUUAAUUAUUACAAAAGAUUAAAAAAAAAAUAAUAAAAAUGAUCCCGAGCCUGAUCGAAAUAUUUAUAAAGAAUCGAUCGGGCCGACACAAGAAUCGACAAACGGGAGGAAGAAAAAUUAUCGGAGAUAUUGAAGCUAGUGAAUUAUAUAUUUGUUUGCGAUUCCCUAUUUUUCUGUAUAUAUGUACUAUAAUGUCUAUACAUCUACAUUUUGUAGAACGAAACCCUGUAAAGAAAAAAAAGUUGGUAAAAUAAAAUGAAAAAAACAAAAAAAAUUCAAAAGGGGAAAAUAAAAAAAUAAGACGAAUCUGAACAGGAAAAUGUUUACGCGAUCUCGUUUAUCUUCGAAGCGUGUUAUUUAAAUUACCUGUAUUUGUGAUUGCUGACUGUGAUUCUCGAGAUUAAACUGAAAUUAGUUGUGAGGGGGUUUGUUACCAACGUUUACGUCGAGGUUCGUGGGGGACUUCGAAGAUAAAUGAGAAAAUAAAAAAAAAUUAAAAAAUUCUGACCUGUCACUGGUGUAAAUAAAGAUGAAAUCACUAGUGUACAUUUUUGGUUUACUGUAACGAUAUUUAUUCUUUGUGAGAAAAUCUUCAUCUUAUGAAAUAAAGUGCAGGUGGUUUGCCGCAACUGUUUUCAAAAUAUCAAGUUUGAACUUGUGAAAAUAACGCUUGGCACAACUCAUUUUGGAAGAGAAAAAAUUAAAAAGAAAAUUAUAAAACUCUUCUGUGACUCCGUCAAAAUUCAGUAAAAAAUAAAAACUCUUAAAUAAAUCUAUUAAUACUCAGUAAAAAAUAAAAGUUCUUGAUCCUUGUGAGAGAAAAUGAGGCUCGAUCAGAACCUUAUUUGCAUCGAAAAUAUAGUCUCCGCUGAGACUGAAUUUUCGUUUUACUUUCAUUUCGAGAAUCUCAUCAUUUCCAAUACUAAAUUUCAAGUGAAACUGUUUAUUCGUCCACUAAAAGCAAUUUUUUGUCACUAUAUUGGACUCGGCACAGAGUUGAUUAUUUCGUAGAUCUGAAUAACUCAUAUUAUUUCACGUUGUUCAGUUAUUUCUUUGGGAUGUGAUUGGAAAUUUGCAUCGAAUCAAUAUCAAACUCCAUAUUUUGGAAUCAGUUCUCAUCAUCAUUUGUGCUCGAAACAAUACAUAUCAAUCGGCGGGUCCUUAUAGCGAUGUUUAGCCUCUAUUAGCAACGAAGAGUGUUUGAGAAAAUUAUUAUCUUUUCUGUGUCUCUCGAUUUCCAAAUUUCGCGUCGGAAAGCAAAUUUUAAAUAGCUUUUCUCAGGUUUAUUGUCGAAAUAGUUUCAGUUUCUUGUAUGUUCUCUUUAAAAGACAAAUUGUUUGUAUUACGUGCCAUAUUUUGAACAGUAAGAGGAUGUGAUAUUCUACUGUAAUCUAUCUAUAAGAAACUGUAAUGUUUGUAUAAUUAAGGGAGAAUAACUUGAAAACCACUAACUAGUUUGUCGAACGCAUGCACCUUGUCCGGGUUUGAAAAAUUUCAAUAGGAUUUAUGGAGUCUAUUCGUCAUUCAAUUCGAGGAAACUCUGUCAAUUCAAAGAUAUUUCAACACGAAAGGCUUCCAAAUCACUCCUUGGGAAAUUUUCAAGCUUAUAAAUAACAGGUGCAAGUAACGACGAUGUUAGUUGGUAUGAAGUAUUCCUUAUAAAUAGACAAUAUUUAAAAUCAGAUACAAUAAUGUAAACAAUAAUUACGCUGUGUUUGUAAAGAGUUACACCAUUUACUUUGAAAUGUAGUGGACAAAAUUUAAGAGCGAGACUUUCAAGAUGUAAUAUUUCAGUUUGAUUUUCUAUGAAAAUUUGUUGAUGUGAUUAAUAAUGAAAAUAAACACUUGAAAUUAUUAUA